GAGAAAGGCUGCAGAGACAAGUGGCAACAUUCUCAACCCAUCGUUUUCCUACAAAUUAGGAAAGUAAGUGAUGGAGUUAUAUGAUGCAUUAUAGAAGACAAUGAAACGAGAAGGAAACUAUGUUUGCAGGGUAAACACAUGAAAAUUUGAUUGGGGAAGAAGGGUUAGAGGGAGGAGGUGGAUGUGAGACAAUCGGUGCAUUGUAUUAGUGUCUCUUUGCACCUUUUGCUUCACAAAACAUCCUCCCCAAAUUUCCAUUUUGGAGACUUGCAGGUUUACACUUCGCCGAGAAAUUUUUUUGGUAUUCCAGUUUCCUACUCACAUCCAAAUCUAAGUUUUUGAAUCGUUUGACGGAACAUGCAGAAAAUAGGAACAUCAAAUGCCAGGGCUUCUCACGGAAUCUACAACCAUGGGAUUUGGUGGUCAUGACUCUCAUGUAUCACAGGUACGCAAUGAUCAGAAGAAGGAGAUUUCAAGUGUAAUGAAGAGCAACAAGUCAAAUGGAUGGGCAAACAACAUUUUGUUGAUGGCAGAGCUUAGGAAGCAGAUACUUAUCUUUAGAGGACUCGUUGAUCUCCCUCCAUGCAAUGGUUAUGUUCCCAUUAAUGAGUUGCUAACGGAGUUGAUCAUAAAUCUCCAUGCUUUGUACCCGGAACUUGUGGUCUGCAAUGUGGCUGCCAAAACAAUAGAAAGUCCCAUGAAUCAGGUACUAAUUCAACUUUAUAAUGCAUUGAAUUCUAUUGGAGACUCAUGGCACAAAAGUGUUGUGAAGAUGAAGUAUGGAAAAGAACCGAGGGAGAGCAUGGAGAAUGUGACAUUGGAGCAACUCAGUCAAAAAGUGCUUGGAAAGAUCAAUGAACUGAUUGUCAUUAGAAGGGAAAUGUUGGAGAAGAAAAAUGAGAACGCGAAUGAUGAGAGCUUGGUAGAAACCUCAACUCCGGUGGUUAUUCCAUCCGAAUCCAAUUCAAGAAAGAGAGAAAUCAAUCCUUUGAAUAGUCCAAAAGUAGUGGAAUAUUUUCUUUCUUCUCACUUAGAAAAUCCUCCCUCUCUUUUUAGAACUGAGGCAACAAAGAGACUGAAGCCACUAGAAAUGAAGUACCUCCCAUCUAGCUUGGUAUCUCCUCUAUUUACUCAAGAUCUCAACUCUAAUAUUAAGGGAAAAGAGAGUCCAGAAUUUGAUGGCAUGAAGACGAAAAGUGUUUCUUUAGGGUUACGAGCUGAAAUUAAUUCCAGAGAGUCAAAAGAAAGCCAAGAAGAUGUGAACUCAAGAGUCUCAGGUUCUGAGUCCGUGUUGCAUGACUAUGAGGUCAGGGAAGCUUCACCGGAAACAAAUACUCCAAAGGGGCUUUCAAAUGUAGUUUUAGCUAUCCAAUCUCCAACACUGUAUCUACCCUCAAAUGAAGAUGUAGCUCCACCAACGUUACCGCUAGUUCCACCUCCAAAUUCUAAACCAUCAAAUGGAACUACUCUGCCUGAACUGAAGUCACCUUCUUGUGAAGAUGGUCACAUAUAUGGGGAAGAAACAUCAGGUUCUGAGUCAAAUAUGACAUGUGAAGGAAAAGAGACAUCAACAUCACCAAUAGUAUCUCCUCUACCUAUGUUACAAAACCCUGAAUGUGUAUUGUCAUCUUCAAGUGGUACUCCAACUUCAUCUCCACUAAGCACCCCUUCAAGCAAGAUUGGCAACAAUUCCAAAGAAAGUACAAAUGGUUCUAAUUCAAGCCUAAAAUGUGAUGUUUCACAUGUAUAUCCACCAACAAUACACAAAAGACCGCCUCCACCCCCUCCACCAUUGCCCCCGAGAAUUUUGUCUUCAAUAGAAGCUACAUCUCCACCUCUGCCAAUUCUUGCACCACCAACAAAGGGAUCCAUGGCUCCACCUCCUCCACCAUUGCCCCCAAGAAAUUUCUCUCCAAUGGAAGUUAUAUCUCCAACUCUGCCAAUUCUUGCACCACCAUCAAAGGGAUCCAUCCCUCCAUCCCCUCCACCAUUGUCUCCAAGGAAAGUUACAUCUCCACCUCCGCCAAUUCCCGAAGCACCAAAAAAGGGACUCAUGCCUCCACCCCCUCCUCCACUAGGGAUGGGAAAACUCCUACGUCCAAAGAAUAACACAAGAUUAAAGAGAUCGAUCCUCAUGGUUUAUGUGUAUCAAGUUCUCAAGAAAAAGGAAGAAGGGCAUGUUGGUCCAAAGAGUAAUAAAACAGUACAAGGGAAAAGAUCUAAAAUAGGAAGUAAUACAGGGGCUAAACAAGGAAUGGCUGAUGCAAUACAAGAGAUUACUAAAAAAUCAACAUACUAUCAACAAAUUGAGGCAGAUGCCAAGAAGUACGCACCAUUGGUGAUGGAGAUCAAGGCUGCCAUUAGUGCGUUCGAGACAAAGAACAUGGAAGAACUUGUCAAAUUCCUCAGUUAUGUUGAAAAAAAUCUCGAAAAAUUAUCAGAUGAAACCCAGGUAUUGGCAAGGUUUGAAGAAUUUCCAGUAAAGAAGCUGGAAGCAUUAAGAGGAGCAGGGGCACUAUAUUUGAAAUUGAAAGCAAUGACUAAAAACCUAAAGAAUUGGAAAAUAGCACCUCCUAUAGGUCAUCUCCUAGACAAAAUUGAAUCAUAUUUUAACAAGAUCAAGCGUGAGAUAGAGAUGUUGGAGCUAAACAAAGAUGAAGAAUCCAAGAGAUUUAAGAGCAACAACAUCCACUUUGACUUCAAUGUUAUAGUACAAGUUAAGGAAUCGAUGGUGGAUGUUUCUUCCGGCUGCAUGGAGCUAGCACUCAAGGAAUGGAGGGAGGCAAAGAUAUCAAAGGACUCAAAUGGCAGUGGAAUGAAAUUAAAAGGCCAUGCAACAACAUCUGGACGGGUUCUAUGGAGAACUUUCCAAUUUGCAUAUCGGGUUUAUAGUUUUGCUGGAGGACAGGAUGAUCGUGCAGACUUGUUGGCUAGAGAAUUAGCUAAUGCAAUGGAGAUUGAUCCUUCACCCAAGUAAAAUUUACAUGUCUUUAUUCUUGUUGGCAUAAUGAGGUAGCCAUGUACAAGCAUGCCUAGUGUAAUACAAUUGGUAGACUUACGGUCCCUUUUGUAUCAGUUGAUAAAGCUAUCAGAAAAGAUAUGAGAAAAAAUGUGUCGAUAUAUAUUAUGUAAAAUGUUAAAUAGCAGCAAAUUUUGGUGGAAACUAGGUGGUUAUGGAGUUUCAUCUUCCUUCUCAGUCAUAAUUUUAUGUGAAUUGAAGCUAAGAUGAUUCAAUGCAUCUUUCUAAUCAUGUUAUUUCCUGUGAGAACAUAAUGACACUAUCAGUUAUAUACCAUUAUGAGAGCAAUAUUAAGUUACUCUCUCUAUAUUUUGUAGACCAAAUCAUUCAUAUCCGUAUAUUUAAGCUAAUACUUCAUUUGGAAGAUUUUCUUUCAUUGUUGCUAACCUACAAGUGUUAGUAAUCGAUCAAGCACAUUCCGGAUUAGAGGAAGCUCUCCAUCUAACUUCAUAAAUCCAUACAACUAUAAGCCAUGCUAAGGUAGGUCACAUGCAUCCCUUGCACUGCAAUAUAAUCGAGUACAUGAAAUGCAUUGCAUUACUGGGGAGAGAGAAUUUACAAAGACGAUGUUUUUUCAGUUUAGAUCCUUUGUGAGUGAACAACCUACAAUGAACGAUUCUAUGAUGGCAAUAGAAACUUUAUGUAUCAUACAAUUUUUUUUUAGAUUUCUAGUUUCUAUUGGUUGAUGACAAUCUUCCAAAUUUCAAUACAACGGGAGUAAAAUAGAAGUGGCGAAGAGUGUGUGCAAGAGAGAGAGAGAGAGAGAGAGAGAGAGAGAGAGAGAGACAGAGACAGAGACAGAGACAGAGAGAUCUGACAUGUUAUCUGGGGCUGAAUGAGGAGAUCUUUGGAGACAUAAUGAAAAUCAUUGAUAGGAUAUUAAUAGUUGAACUUCCUCCUACUGGUGUCCUUCGACGCUCCCGCUCUGGCUACCGUCGUUUCUUCUCAAACCCAACUCCUUUUGAAACAAAUUCUCUCCUUUGAAAACCUCUUGGCGGGAGCCAAGAAGGAGAAAAAGGAACUGAAAUAAGGUUCAUCAGAGGCUAUUUGUAAUAUUGGAAUUCAGAUUCAAAUCGAGAAAAGUUCCACAUCCACAAGAGAAAGGAAACGAGCAUAGAAAGUUUAUGCACAUUACCUUACUCAUUUACGUUUUUAGCACACAUGUCAAAUAUGCAUCAAACGGAAACCAACGGAUCAAUGAAACACAACACUUCUAUAAAUCUUGAUUAGAGGUUUGCAUCAAAUUGUUUCGAACCAAAUAUUAGAAAAAGUCAAGAAUAAGGAGAUCUGAUCCACCAAGUUCAAGUUUAUGCACCUAACCUUACCCGCGUAUGAUUCAAUCGAACUAAAACGUUUCUCAAAGGAUUUUCAAACGUUUGGACCUCCGAACUUCACAUUGCUGAUAAAAAUGAAAUCCAACUUUCACUUCACAUCCAUGAGAAGAAACACCUGGUAUGCCACUUUAUCCAACCCACCCAAAGAACACAAAGUCUAGGAUCACGUACACACAAGUAAACAAAUCAUCUAUAUAUUCACUCGUACUCUCGUAGUUGUGAGGAAUAAAUCAUUACAUAACCUUCAUGCCAUGUCAUGCACACCACAAGAAACAAAUGCAUAAACCCAUUGAAUACAACUACUUAUUAUACUUAUGACAAGAGUUAGUGAGUUGCCCUAAUUGCUUUGGGUAUUUGCAUGCCAAUGUGACCUUUUACUAUGAGUUUCUCGCCACCAUGACAAAAAACUAGCGAGGGGAAAAAAUGAUGAGUGUUUGAUUAUCUGCUUCAUUGACAACCAACUAACUAAAAGGAUGCUUCUUCCCCUUUCCUUUUCCCCCUUUUUUUUUAAUUGAAAGUAGUGGAAUAGAAAGGAACGAGACUCGUGGCAAAGGGAAUGUCCCAACAAGCCGUAUGAGGAGGAUGCGAAAGGAAAUUGAGGAAGCAAGAAGGAAAAAAGCCUAUGUUUUCUUCUUAUGUCAUACUCAUAUUUAAGCGGAAAAGGGUGGUCCCUUUGCGCGGGAUGUUUGUGGACUUGAUGUUGUUGUUGAAUUCUAGACACAGUGACUAAACCGCUAAGGUUUUAAACAAUAUACUACAUUGAAAAAUAUGGUCAGGCUGACAUACGCUUGACGUCAUUAACAAUUUCGCCUUUCACAUUUAAAUUUUAAUAAAUUGGUUGCCUAUCUUUUCAUUUAUUAUGCUUUGUAUUUGUUUAAAAGUGUAUUUGUGUGUAACUCAAGUGCAAUGACUAUGAACUUGAAAUGAUUAAAUUGAAAUGUUUGCAUUUAAAAAUUCAUUUGAAAUCCAAUAUUAAAUAUUCAUUUCGUCUUUUUAGAAUUUUCAAAUUCUAUGAUUCUUUUUUGGAUUUUUGAAAAUCAUUUGGCCGAACAAUAACAAGUUUUAGUGCCUAAAUUUUUGUGCAUUAUAGUUCAAUCUAAAAUUUAAUAAAUUUUAGACAUAAGUCCAAUUGUUUUAUGAAAAUUGUUAUAUUUUAGUCCGCGUAUAUAUUUUUCAUACAUUAUAGUACCUAAAUUUGUAGAACUUUACCAUAUAUUCUAGUAAUAUGCUAGAUAUGUGUUACUAGCAAUACGCUAGAUAUCUACUUGAGAUUCACCCAAAUAUCACUAUCAAAUACAAUAUCUACUUAAAAUUAGAACAAAAGUAUUUUUAAUUUCAAAUCUCAAAUGCAAAUUCAUAGAUCCGAACUCCCCCUAAUAAACAAACCUGAUUUUGUACAUACAACCUAAAUUCGCAUAUUGGUAUGACGAAAAAUAACAUUCAUAUAUCGGGAUGACCAAAUAUGAUCAAAUUGACAUUCUUACCAAUAAACAACCACAAAAUCACUUACAUCUCAUCUGGCAAAUUAGAUACAUCAAUUUACCAAUCUCAACUAUUAACACAAAGAAAUUAAUAACAAUUAGAAUUAUCAUUUUUUUUUCUUACAAAUGUAUAUGUUAUCUGAGCAUUCUUCUAUUUUUAAUUUUAUUGACUGAGCUAUUACUAAUAACACCACUUUGUGCUCUAAUUCUUAAAAAAAAACAUAUUUGUGUACUGAUGAUGGUUAACGAUAAUGUUGGAGCUUUUGAUAGGCCGAAAAUCCUAUGACCGGUAAAUAGGAAGAUGUUUCAAGCAUAUACAUCAUACUACAUACCCAAUGGUUUCUUCAUAGAAAUUAAUCUCAUCAAUUCUUUUUCCUCAGCUCCUUGACAUCGAUGCAUUAUGUAGCAUGGUUGAUCCUUUUCUCGUAAUGAACAAAAACCCUGCUAAGUCACGCUCCAACUUUGCCGAUAUGAUUUCUCCAUUUGUCCGGGUAACAAAUCUCCCAUCAAAAGCUUCUGUUGGUUACAUCUCAGAACUUUAUGGCGUGUUUGCUUCAACUUCUGCAAAAAAGAAAAAGACCAGCAAAUUGAGUAAUUUUGAAGUGUAAAUAAAAUGUGUGCUUGAUAAGAAUUUACAAAGACUGGAGUUAAUGGAGUAUGAGAUACUUUUGAGCAGCAGAAGAGCAAUUGAUGGUGUGUUAGGCGGCUUGCUUCAUAUUGGGUCUUGGGUAGUAAGAUUUACAUAUUUGAAGGGGUUCAGGUGAAAGGUUGUCUGAAGAAGUUAGAUUGAAACAAUGAGUUUGUUUGAGCUUCUUUUCUCAAACUAAGUUUAAGGAGCUAGAUUAAUUUGCAUCAUUUGAUUACUUUCCGAUACAAAAACCAACAUGAUGAGCAACAAUUCGCAAGGUUAGUUAGCAGAACAUAGAUACGUUCAACCUGACCUGGAAAUAUAUUUGUCCUUGCCUGCAGUCUGAGCCUGAAUUCAGGCCACAGAUGUCUGAGGUUGUUCAGGAUCUAAACAACAUGAUCAGAGGAGUCCUGUAGUCAGAUAAACACAGUCUCUUGACCCUCUCCUUCUCCCGAGAACAUAUGUUCUUCGUCAAUACAAAAUGCACCGCCAAAAUUCCACAACUAACAGGCCUCUUGUGCUUCGAAGACUUUGCUCAGUUUGCUGGAUUCUUCCCCUUUGAAAGAAGCACAAACAAGACAGAAUCUUUCUUCCAAAGGCAAUAACAGAUCUUUCCCCCCUCCCACAACCAAGUUCAUGCUUGUCAAAUUUUGUUUGUACCCGUUGUGGUUGAUCUGAAAAAAGGUAUUUGUAAUGCUAGAAUGAAUGAAUGUGCUCUGCAGAAAUGUCCUAACCCCCCCCCCCCCCCCCCCAUCAUUACUAUUCUUUCUUUUAUGUUUCCUUUGGUUGUUGUACUGUCAAAUUUGUUGACACUUCUUGAUAAUGAAAUUUUGGCUGAAUUCGUCACAACAUAACAUGAUGAUUGGAUUCUCCAAAGUUGUUUUUUUUAUUUUGUAUCUUGUCUCCAUGUAUGUCCUAAUAUUGGGAGUUCAACAAGAACUGUUGUUUGCUUUGGAAGAUGGAGAGAAGAAAGCAAAACAAAGAAUGUUUGAAACUGAUAGGGGUCAUUCGGAUGAUAGAAUUUGACAGUAACUUCUUUCCAUUAAACUAUGCAACAGAGAGGCUCUAAGCCCAAAGCUUAAGAAUUAGAGGUGGAAACCUCCCACAUUAUGCUCCGUCUCUGAACAGACCUAGCGGAAACAGGUAGAAUCCAACAGGACAGACUGAUCACUAAUAUUUUACAGUUGAGUGUGUGUGUGUGUGUGUGUUAUUGAAUUCAUCAAGAGAAAAGCCUACGAUGUACCUUGCCGCAUGCCACCAGACUCCUAACGUAUUACUCGCCAUUUAUAUAUUCUAAUACUUCCAAGCAAAGCAUUUCAAUACAUCCAAGAACCUCCAUAGAUCUGCUAAAAGAAUCUUCUGCAGCAAUAUGUAAAGGACAAUAUAGGCAGUACAGAAUAAUAUAGUUGGUUUGCUUACUAGGAGCUCAAGCAAAAUUCCCCCCCUUGAGAUCCAUUCAGCCAUCGUUUUCAAGUAAUUUCAAUUUCUCUAUCAUUCUGUUUUGUAGCUUUGUUAAAUCCUUGAAGCCCUGGUAACAAAUUGUUGUCUCUAUGCUUGAGAACAAAUGUUGGUAUCUCCCCCGUCCAGGGAUUGAGUUUUUUCUGUUUAGGCGAUCGCCCUUUGUACUUUGCUCCAAAAUAUCAAAUUUGUUAGGUAACCACACUCAUUGAGCCCUCUAAAGUUCUUGGAAGCACCGUCCGGGAGAGGGAUAUUAUGUUAUUCUUUCCAGAUUCCGUAGACCAAUUCGUUCAUCGUCGUCGUGCAUAUUUAAGUUAAUACUUCAUUAGGAAGAUUUUCUUUCCUUGUUGCUAACCUAUAUGUGUUAGUUAGUAAUCGAUCAAAUUCUGGAUCAGAGGAAAGCUCUCCAUCUAACUCCAUAAUCCCUCCCAGGCAAUUAUCAGCCAUGCCAAGGUAUGUCACAUACAUCCCCUACACUGCAUUUGCAUUCCUCUAAAGAGAGAACUCCAAAGAGACCAUUUGCAGGGAUGGUGUUUUCUCAAUGUAGAUCCUUUGUGAAGGACUAACCUACAGUUCUGUCUCAUACAACUUGUUUGUUAGAUUUCUAGCUGUUUCCCAUAGUUGAAUGAGAAAAAAAUUUCCAAAUUUCACUAUAACGGAAGUAAAAAGAGAAGCGGAGAAGAGUGAGAGAGAGAGUGACCUGUUAUCCGGGGAUGAAUGACGAGACCUUUGGAGGCGUAAUGAAAUUCGUUGAUCAGAUAUGGACAGCGGAAAUUCGUCCUGCUGUAUCCCACUCCGGCCGACGUCGAUUCUACUCAACCGAACACCCUUUUGAAAAAAAUUCUCUCCAUCGACAACAUCACUCUAUCUCUCCCAUCCUGCAGUUUGAACUCUUCAUUUCCUUCCUCUUCCCUCUUCUCCCCGCCGCCGUUCAUCGUCAAUGAAAUGUGUAGGAAGAAUCCAGGCCGGACGACGAGCAAUCGACGGAGGAAAUCAGGUAACGGUAACGUGACAUGUUGGUCCCGGUGGCGCGCGCCUUUCUUCUCUCAUACCAGUCAGUCAACUUACGCCUCCAAUUUCAUAACCCUCUUCCAUCUGCUAUUUCUCGGUUUAUUCGAAGGAGGACUUCCAAAGGACGAAAGAAAUGCACUUUGAUCGAAAUAGACAAACCCAAAAAGUAACAGAUAAGUUUUUUUUGGUAAAAGUUUCUGUGAAAGUAAAGAAGUGGGCUGAAUUUGCUCUCUUGAAUAAAAGCCCACAGACGCAAGAAGUAAAUAAUCUGGUUUGGUUUUCGUGAUAGUUAAAUAAAUGCAUUAUUAUCAAUACAUGUUUAAUAAUACACAUGUAUAUAAGAAGUAUUAGUAUCUUAUUUUUGUCCGAACUAUGAUCAUAUAAUCAACUUUGACCGUGGUUUUAGAAUUAACAUCCAGGCCUCAACUAUGCAGCAUAUGGUCUCAAUUGGUCCGACACAUGGUUUGACCGUCAAUUUGAACGUCAUGUCACUCUAAAAAUUAUUUAAAAAAUUCAAAUUCCAAUUAUUAUUUUUAAUUUCUAUUAUCUAUCAUUUUCAAAUCAACCAAAAAAUAAAUUUUAAAAAAAUUAAAAUAUGAUAAUAUUUGGUUAAUUUCUAAAAUUUAUCAUAUUCGAAUUAAUUUCUAUAAUUUAUUAUUUUAUUUUUUGGUUAAUUUGAUAAUGAUAAAUAAUAGAAAUUAGGAAAAUAAUUUGAAUUUUUUUAAUGAUUUUUAGUCUGAUGACGCAAUGACAUGGCGUGUUGACCGUUCAAAUUGACGGUCAAACCAUGUGUCGGGCUAAUUAAGUCUGUAUGUUGCAUAGUUGAGGUCAGGAUGUUAAUUUCUGAAACCACGGGCAAAGAUGAUUUUAUAGUCAUAGUUGAGGCCAAAAUAAGGUAUUAACCCAUAUAAGAAAGUUGAUGUAUUGUAGUUUACAUCGUUUGGUUUCUGUGACAGUUAUUCUAAUAUUUAAAUAAGAUGUAUUGCUUUUUGGGUGAAAUAUCACUUUUACCCUUUAUUUUAAUAUAAAAAAGCUAAACAAAUCAAAAGGUAGAAAACACUCCAACAAUCUCAAACAAACAAUCUCAAUAAUCUCACAAAAAACUUGAGAUAUUACUAUCACUCAUUGUGAGUGAUAAUUUCCAUCACAUCAAGCAAACAAUGCAUGUAUAGUUUGUGUAGAAAAUUAAAAAAAAUAAUGCAUUGUAAACAAUGCAUGCUUUGUAACUAUCUCAAUCAAAUAAUCACCAAAGAAUUUGUUAAGUUUAAUGAAACGGUUAAUAUAUUGACUGUAGUGAUGGAGAAUACUGAUGUCAAAUUUUGUAUGGCUAAAAUGUUGAUUCAUGUAAUGUGAUGAAUAUAGCCAAUUUUACUCUGAAAAUUAAGUCUUUUGUUAAAUAUUCGUUUAGUUUGCGUAACAAAUAUAAUUACUAAUCAAAUUAACAAAAAAAAUAAUAGGAUUUGAUAUUUUUAAAUUGACUUACCACAUAAGCUCUAAGUCAGCUAAAAUUUAAAAUCAUAGAAACUUUUUUUUUUAUAAAAAAAUCCUGACUUCUUUCCUUCUCAUUAUCGUUGCCAAUUAAAUAAAAUCAAACCCUAAACCUCAAUUACAGUUCUAGCGCGAUAGGGCAUGUAAAAAUAUAUAUGGAGAAAUGCGGCGACGACCGAAGCAGGAGGAGUCGAAGUUAGAAUAAAACAUCUUAGGUUAUGUCAAAUUUAAUGAAAUAAUUAGACAAAAUUUAAAGAUUUUUUAUAAUGAAAAAAAUUGACUAUAUCUAUCAUAAGGGUCAAAGUUUUUUACUUUUUUUGCUACAUAAGUUUUUUCAAAAAAUUUAAAUAUGAUAUGCAGACAAUUGGCAUGAUGUGGCGAUUUGAAGCUGACAUGAAAACUGAAGUGGCGUCCACCACAGCUAGACGUUAACAUUUCAAAUGACAUAUAUAACAUCGUUAACUUUCCUAACAUAAAUGAGCAUAUUUGUCCAACAAACAUCUCAAAUAUAACUAUAUUUGUCUUUAUUUAAAUCGACUAUAUUUAUCAAAAGCAUCAUAAUUGAGACCAUGCAUGUGUAUAUUGCCUUCUGCUUUCAAAUUUUUUACUGUAAAGAAACAUUUUGGUGUCGCAACUCUCUUCUAGCUGUUCCUAUCAAUAUGCUAUUGCGUAUAGAUUUUCAACGCAUACAUCAAAUAGGCAUCAAGCUGAAACCCAGCAUAUCAAUGCAACACAAUCCUCUGAAUUAGGGGUUUGAAACAAAUUGUUUUAAACCAAAUAUUAGACAAAAGCAAGAAUAAGGAGAUUCAAUCAUCAAAGUCCAAGUUUAUGCACCUAACCUUAUCUACAUUUGAUUCACUAGAAGUAAAACUUAUCCCCACAUGAUUAUCAAAUGUCUAAAUCCUCACAAUACACAUUGCUGAUAAUAAGAAAUAAAACCCAACUCUUAUACCACAUGCAUUAGAACAAACAUCAGGUGUGCCACUUUAUUCAACCCAACCAAGCACUCCAAGUCUUGGUCACAUAAACGCUAGUAAACAUAUCAACCACAUUUUCAGAAAAGCUGUCGUUCUACAUCUACUAUAAUACUAUUCUUCAAUCUUCAUCCAUCUUGUUCUUAUGAAUCCUUUUAAUAUAUACUAGGAGGCGAUGCCGCGCCUUGUCACGGGCGGAGAUGGUCUAUUGGCAUAUAUUAUGUUGCCAGUUAUGGUGUUUUGUUAGUAUUAUUAGUCGUCUAAACCUUAAAAAAAUUAGCAAGUUUGUUAGUAAAAUUGACUUCAUAAUAUGAUCUUGACUGAGAAUAGAUAUAUAGCGGUGAACAUCCAAUUUUGAAAAUUUUGAAAAUUUUGGCUAGUAAAUGAUAUAUACCUAAACUCAAGUGACUUAUUGAUUAUGGAUAGGGUAUGAGUGACGUAUAUGUGGGUUUGGAAGUUUGUAGAAGGGUUUGGGUAGGGUAUGGGCAUUUACUUCCAUAAUCUAAAUGUGUAUGAGUUGGGUAUGGAUAUCCAUGGAUUCAAGUGAAAUCUAAACAUUGGACCAAUAUGUAAAUUUAAAAAAUUAUAGGUACAAAAAUCUUAUAAAAUGUAGAUACAAAAAUAUAAUUGUUCAAUGAAUUUACAUUAAAAUUAAAUUUGAAGUAUCAAAAUGCAAAAUAUACAUUAUAGUGAUUAAAUUUUUAUUUAAUUAAAUUUGAGAUAUAAAAAGUAAGUUUUUAUGCAACCGUUAACUUACUUCAACUUUAUAUAUAUUGAUAUCCUAAAUAUAAUUAAAGCUACAAUGUGAUUACUGUAACUUAAGAGCUUUUCUAUUUUGCACCACUGUCAUUCUUCUUUGAAUGACCCGUAUCACCAUUUCCAGUGGGAUUUUAACAUAAAACAUGAUAGUCAUAGGGAGUAGGGACUAGGGAGGUUUGGGGAUUUUAGAAUUAUUAUGUUUAUGAGUAUAUUAUAAUCAGGGAUCGUUAUUAUUUCUUCUUCUUGGUUUUGGCUAAUUGAUGAUGAGAGUUGGCCAUGUUUUAGAGUUUUAUCAAAAGUAAUUUAAGCCGUACCGAAAAAGUUAGUAUUAUAGUAUUUUGUGCUAAAAUCGUAAUUCAAUCGUGGUUAAAAUUAGACUUGACACGUUGUUCCAACCCGAGCUUCAAUUUAUGUUGAGAAAAGAAUCAAAAAUUUGUAAAAUCAUACCGAAGGUCGUACCAAAAAAUUAGUAUUAGGUCAUUUUGUGCUAAAAUCGUACUUCAGUCGUGGUUAAAUCAUUUCAUAAAGCUAAAAUCACCUAUUGAUUUAGAUUCCGUUAGUAGUUGUUCUAUUGGACUAGCAUUACGAUACGAUCGUAGUUCAACCGUUAUUAAAUCAGGCUAAAGACAUUGCUCCAACCCAAGUCUCGAUUUAUGUUCAGAAAUAAAAACCUAAAAUGGUACAACCAUACCGAAUGCCAUACCAAAAAAGUUAGAAUUAGGUAUUUUGUGCUAAAAUCGUAAUUCAACCGUGGUUAAAUCAGGCUUAACACAUUGCUCCAACCCGAGCAUCAAUUUAUGUUCAGAAAACCAUAAAUUGUAAAACCAUUCUUAAGAUCAUAUCGAAAAAGUAAGCAUUAGAGUACUUUGUGCUAAAAUCGUAGUUUAACCGUGGGUAAAAUCAAGCUUGAAAUGUUGCUCCAAUCCGAGCCUUGAUGUACAUAGAAAAUCCAUAAAUUGUAAAACACACCGAAGGUCAUACCCGUAAAGUUAGCAUUAUGAUAUUUUGUGCUAAAAUCGUAGUUUAGUCGCAGUUAAAUCAGGCUUUACACGUUGCUCCAAACCGAGCAUUGAUGUGUAUUGAGAAAAUAACAAAAAUUGUAAACCAUAUCGAAAGUCGUACCAGUAUAGGUAGAAUGAGGAUAUUUUGUCCUAAAAUUGUAGUUUAGCCGUAGUUAAAUCAUUACAUAUAGCUAAAAUCACCUAUCAAGUUAUAUUUCGUUAGAAAUUUCUAUUAUAUGACUACUAAACACGGUCAAAAAUCAAAUACGGAUUAGCAAACAAUACUUCUAAUCCUAUGAAAAGCCGGCACAUAAUCUACCUAGUAUAUGUUAUAUGAGCAUUUUUCUUAGUAUAAUCUUAUUGACUGGGCUCUCACUAAUGAUCCCACUUUUGUUUUAACAGGAAGAUGUCAUCAAAACACCAGCUUGUUUGCCCUGCAAGUAAACUUAGUUCACCUAUCAAAAUUCAUGGAAAGAAGACGAUUGGCAGUGCCACCAAAAAAUUCGCCAAAAGAGUUAUACUGACAAUCCCCAAGGUACUGUUCUGCUGUGUUUUCCUUCUUUCGUUUGCUCUUCUAUUUCUUUUUAAUGUAUUUCUUUUCAUAAGUGGGUCAUACGUCACAGUUUGCUACUUAAUCAACAUUUAAGCCACUUUAAUUUGAUAUUUACAUUGUGGAUCACUGUGAGUUUAAAUUUUGGGGUAAGUAAGGUUGAGCGGGGAAGAGAGUUCACAGUGUGUUCAUUUGUCUUGUUUAUUUCAUUGUAAGAUUCAUUAUAUAGGUGAAUAAGGUUAUUGAAAGUAGGGGUUGCAGUUCGGUUUCUGGUUAGCGGCUAACCGGAAGGUUUAUCCGAUAACCGCCGGUUACCAGCUAACCGAAAACCUAGGGUUAUUUACCUCGAUCGGUGGACGGUGGAAGAAAGAUGGUUUUCGGCUAGCCGAGUAACCGAGGGUAAUUAACCGCGGUUACCCGACUAACCGAAAAUAACCGGCCAGCCACCCAAAGGCCAGCCAUCCUCCUCCUUCAAAACCCAGCCCUGCCAGUCAUCCAAACCCUACCCUCAUAUUUCUUUCUUCUUCUUCUUCCAUCGCCAUCUCCCUAAUUCUUUCUUCUUCUUCUUCUUCUUCUUCCGCUCCGACGACCCCAGGCCUCCCCGCUUCUCCCAUCGCCUUCCUCGCCUUCCUCCGUCAAGCCGCAGACAGAGCAGAGAUAGUCAAACGGCGACCCCAGGCCUCCCGGCACUACCUAGAUGUCCGCCUCUGCUCCUCUGUGGCCGGCGUUGUGCAGAUGUGGUGGGUUUGAAAUGGAGGAAGGAAGGAGAGCGAAGGAAGAAGGGGUCUGGUGAGUUUUUUUGGGAGAAAGGAAGAAGGGUUCUGGUGGGAUUUUUUGGGAGGAAAGAAGGAGAGAGAAGGAAGAAGUGGUCCACGAGUCUGGUGGGAUUUUUGGCUGCGAGGAAGGAAGGAGAGAGAAGGAGAGAAGGAUUCAGAGGUGGGGGAUUUUUUGUAUUUUUUUUUAUAAUAAUUUUUAAUGAAUUUUGUAGAGAGAAGGGUGUUUUUUUUUUUGCUUAUGCGGCUAAUCGAACCAAAACCGAUAACCGACCGGUCGGUGGUCGACUUGCCGUGGUGUCCUUUACGGUUGGUGGUCGGUAGAAGGCAGUGGUGGCUCGGUUUAACCGAUAUCGAUUUUCGGUUAAACCGAAACCGACCGAUUGACACCCCUAAUUGAAAGGUUCAAUUCUCUGAGGAGAAAAAAAAAAAAAAAACAAUACGAAACAUUCUACCUUUGCCCUUUAUUUCAGACUCGUCAGUUAUUAAUGAAUCAGUAAUAUUAAC
Linum trigynum is the source of this 14983-nucleotide messenger RNA. NCBI's taxonomy places the organism in Eukaryota, Viridiplantae, Streptophyta, Magnoliopsida, Malpighiales, Linaceae. The record is from the annotation of a GenBank genome assembly.